Seminavis robusta is the source of this 969-nucleotide messenger RNA. The record is from the annotation of a GenBank genome assembly. Lineage: Eukaryota; Bacillariophyta; Bacillariophyceae; Naviculales; Naviculaceae.
AUGUCCAUACAGCCAGCAUCGGGCAAUGGAGACCAACAAGCCAACCUUCAAGGGCAUGAACAGCAUGCUGAUGAAUUGAACAAUGAACCGAUAGCUGCUUCCGCCACAGGAGAAUCUGCAAAAGAUGAAGAGACACCACCGGAGACCCCAGAUGGCCUGGACCCAAGCUUCUUCCAGUUAUCUGAAGAGGAGAAGGAGAAUGCUUUGGAUAUCAAGGAUGCCGUUGAGGGCUUACCGGACCUAGACAACCUAUCUGACUUUAUGUAUGCGAAUAUGGCUCUUGUGUGGGACGUUACCACAUCAAUAAAGCAUGCUUACAUCAUGCAGGAAGUUAGAAAGGAGUACAAGAUACUUCUGACAUAUGAAGAUGGUGUCCGGGCCUUCACUGAAGUCAUGGAACUCGUGCCAACAUUUUUUUUGUCUUACAUGUUUGAUGUAAAGGACGCAAAGUCUGUGUUGGUAAUGGACCUGAGUGUCCCAAAAAAUGAAAUGUGGAGAGACCCCAAGAAGAUUGAAAAGUUUAUGCGCUGCGGGUUCUACCUCUCUUACGCCACAUUCCCUACCUUGGAGACUGUGAGGAAAGGCAAAACUGACAUCUUUGAAUUUGAAGGGUUUCAGUGGGGCAAAGGAUGGGUUGAGCUGAGGUGGGCUGAGCACCUUACCAACCUGACCAUUGGGGCAUUUCCCUCCAAUUUCCGAACACACUUCUAUCACACUCCUGUAAUGGCAAAUGUUUUUGUGUCUAUGUUGAAAAAGAUGCUCCCAAAUGAAGUUGCAGCAAGGAUUCAUGCGGGAUUUCAAUUUGCCGGAGGGAGACUAUCCAAUUUCUACUUGCUACCAACACCUGAAGUUGCCGCUGAAAGAACCUUGGCAAAUCUGUUGAUGGGCCUCAAAAUAAGGAUGGACAGUGAGAAGAUGUUUUCACUGGAUGAACAUUAUGGAAUACCUCAAGAAGAAGAGGAGGACUGA